Brugia malayi is the source of this 1269-nucleotide messenger RNA. RefSeq lists its product as uncharacterized. The record is from RefSeq and is a predicted model, not a curated record. Gene Ontology annotation, cellular component: membrane. Gene Ontology annotation, molecular function: G protein-coupled amine receptor activity. The transcript is spliced from 8 exons. NCBI's taxonomy places the organism in Eukaryota, Metazoa, Nematoda, Chromadorea, Rhabditida, Onchocercidae. Bases 1 to 1269 code for a protein of 422 amino acids. Gene Ontology annotation, biological process: adenylate cyclase-activating adrenergic receptor signaling pathway.
AUGGAAUUAAAUUUAAUGAAAAAUACUACUUCAUCAAAUAAUUCUACGUUGGAUGAAGGAAUUAUUCUACCAUCUGUUAUGGCAAUACGAAAUUUAACAGAAUUAGUAGCAGUAGCAGAUACGACUAAUGCAAUGAAGAUGGCAAUUAUUGGAGCGCUUUUAGUUGUACUCAUUUUGGGAUGUAUCAUUGGAAAUUUAUUUGUUAUUGUUGCAAUUCUAACUGAACGUGAUCUCAAAGCUCGACCACAAUAUUAUCUUAUAUUUUCGCUUGCUAUUGCUGAUUUAUUAGUAGGUGUAAUAGUGACACCAUUAGGUGCUUGGUCAACAGUAACACGUGCGUGGACAUUUGGCGUAGAAUUAUGUGACUUUUGGAUUAGCAUUGAUGUAUUAGUAUGUACAAGCUCAAUUCUUCAUUUAGUUGCAAUAGCAUUAGAUCGUUAUUGGAGUGUUACGGAUGUUUCAUAUGUACAAAAUCGUACACCACAUCGUAUAUUCGGCAUGUUAGGGAUUAUUUGGCUCUUAUCAUUACUUAUUUCAUUAGCGCCAAUAUUUGGUUGGAAAGAUAAUGAUUUUUAUCGACGGGUAAUAGAGCAACAUGUAUGCCUUAUUAGUCAACAAAUAAGUUAUCAGAUAUUUAGCACAGCAACUGCAUUUUACAUUCCAUUAUGUGCUAUCAUAUCUAUUUAUUAUAAAAUUAUGCUUACGGCAAAAAGUCGUUUCAAACGUGAACGUGAACGUCGUAAAACUAUUAAUUAUUCACAACGUGAUACCAAAAUUCAAGAGCAAUGUGGAAAUCUUUUAAAGUCAAGAACAGAAACAAAUGCAAAUUUGAGCAAAGGAAAUGAAAUGAUUCAAGUUAGUACUACUAAUCAAACAUUUCAAGGAGAACAUCAAUGUGAUUCAAUUGAAACACCACUACAAUCAACAAAUGAUAAAAAUCAACAGAAAAAAAUGAAUGCUUCUAUGAGGAAAAGGAAAGGAUGUUUUAAAGAGAAUGCAGAAAUGAAACGUGAACGUAGAGCAUGGCGUACGCUUGCUAUUAUUACGGGAACAUUUGUAGCCUGUUGGACACCAUUUUUUCUAGUAUCACUUUAUCGACCAAUAUGUCGAUGUGAAAUACCAAUAUUAUUGGAAUCUAUUACCAAUUGGUUAGGUUAUUUGAAUUCAGCACUUAAUCCUAUCAUUUAUACUGUCUUUUCGAAUGAUUUUCGAACAGCUUUUAAACGUAUCCUUGCUCGAUUGCUAUUUCUCAAAAUGUCACGAUCAUAA